UUUUAGCCUUAAGCUUCCACAGAUGUGGGUUUCCUAUAUUGACAUUGAACAGUAUAUCCAAUUCUCCGCCUUUUCUGCUCCUUCCAAAAACAAGGGGAGAGAAAGAAGGUGAGAGAAAAAUUCAUCUAUUUUUCUCACCGCCGGCAGUCUCUACUUUAAAUCUAGGGUUUUGUUAAACCUUCAUCCAUAAUUUUCAUCCGACUUUUGCAGCUAAUAAUUUCAAAUUAGGUAGUUGAUUUCUGCCUUUGAACUUCCAGGUAUUUUUGUUGCAAUUGUUGAAGAAAAAUUGAUGAAUUGACGUUUGUGAUGAUAUAAAUAAAUGUAUUGAUUACUAUUAUGGAGGCUUGGUAGCUUUGUUAGGUUUUGACUUUUGCUAUUGGGGUCUCUUUUGGUAAGGGAAUGAUUUGGGUUUCAAGGGUUUAAAAUGCAAUUGGUGUCUUUGUCGAAGCUGAAUACUGCUUGUGGUUCGUCCCUUCGAAGAGUUUUGAUCGGACAGGUUAAGUCGAGGGAGCAGGGGAAUUUGGUUGCACAUUUAUGCUUUAAGGGUCAAAUUCUUAACCAGGGGUGUAAUUCUGUGAGGUUUUAUAGUAGUCAUCGGAUAAAUCAGUAUUUGGUUAACCCAACUGCCGCGUCUUUCUGUUGUCGUGUUAUAAGGAAUCCGAUGGCUGCUUCAGGGUCCCAAAGUGUUGCUGGAGAUGUGUGUGUUGAUACCUUGUUUAUGGGGUGUGGUAAUUUGAGUGACAUUGCGAAGCCUGCUGCUGUUUUCUUUGGUGAUAAAAGUGUUAAUAGUUGUCGAAAAUCUAGUAUUAGUUUGGCAAAUCGAGAUCCCCCUUUUAUGCGUCUAGUGUUCCCUGGUUUAGCCUACAGGAGUUGGGAUUCCAGAUCGUUUCUUGGAAAAUGCUUGAGGCAUUACCAUGCAUCAUCUUCUGCCAGUUGUUCUGAUGGAGCUGCUGCUGAUGUUCCCUUCGACAUCUCUCCCAGGGAUGUGCCCCUUGAAAAUCCUGCAGAUACCUCUGCCUGUAAACAAGUAGUCCAAAGAACCUUAAAGCUUCAUUCAGGAUCAUGUUAUCUGCCACAUCCUGACAAGGUAGACACUGGAGGAGAAGAUGCUCACUUCAUAUGUGAUAAAAAACAAGUAAUUGGAGUUGCAGAUGGUGUUGGUGGCUGGGCAGAUGUUGGUGUUGAUGCUGGAGUUUACGCUCGACUACUCAUGUCUAAUUCUAUGACAGCUAUACUGGAGGAUUCCAAGGAUGGAGUGGACCCAGCAAAAAUAUUGGAGAAAGCUCAUGCUGACACUAAAGUUAUAGGUUCCUCAACAGCUUGCAUAAUUGCUCUCACAAAUCAGGGAAUCCAUGCCAUUAAUCUGGGGGAUAGUGGAUUCAUAGUAAUCCGGGAUGGAAGUACAGUUUUUCGGUCUCCUGUGCAGCAGUAUGGUUUCAAUUUUCCGUAUCAGUUGGCAAGUGGCACUGGAGGUGAUUUACCCAGUUCUGGUCAGGUUUUCACAUUUCCCGUUGCAUCAGGAGAUGUUGUAGUUGCUGGUACUGAUGGAUUAUUUGACAACUUAUAUGACAAUGAGAUUACUGCUUUGGUUGUCCAAGCUAAGAGAUCAGGUCUGGAGCCUCAAGCGACGGCGCGAAAUAUAGCUUCUUUAGCGCAACAAAGAGCUCAGGAUCGUCAUCGACAGUCACCAUUUGCUGCAGCUGCACAUGAUGCUGGGUUUCGUUAUAUAGGUGGAAAGCUGGAUGACAUCACUGUUGUUGUAUCUUAUAUCACUGGUGAGGAUAAUCAGUGAGUUGUACCUUUCGAUUGUUUUUGUUUUGUUUUAUAGUUCUUAUUUUUCCUGCUCAUUAGAAUACGAUGAAUAUAAUGGUUAAAUUAACAUUCGUUUUGCAUUA
This is a messenger RNA of Beta vulgaris subsp. vulgaris (sugar beet), 1895 nucleotides long. Its product is annotated as probable protein phosphatase 2C 80. The record is from RefSeq and is a predicted model, not a curated record. Lineage: Eukaryota; Viridiplantae; Streptophyta; Magnoliopsida; Caryophyllales; Amaranthaceae. The coding region runs from base 425 to 1792 and encodes 455 amino acids. The transcript is spliced from 5 exons.